AUGGCCAUUCCCAAGGCCCUACGACUUCAUGCAGUAGCAUGUGCCCUUGCUUCUGGAGGUCUAUUAGCUUUCCUUGGUGUCCUUGACUUCUUGGUCUUCUCUUCCUUUCUGGAACAUCGUUCUAUCUUUGUGUUCCAAAUAGCCACACCCUCUUUGUUCUCAGUGAAGGUGGUAACUGUGAAACAGAGGGUGCUAGUAACUGUCAACUCCAUGCCAGGCAACAUCAUGAGCACCAUGGAGGACCAUAGCCACUGGAUCUAUUCCCAGGAUGCUCUGUCAUAUACCAUGACUCAUUAUCUAUACAGCCAGGGGAAAUCCAUUGUUGUCAGGGACCUUGUUGGAAAUUCUUUUCGGUACAAGGAUCAAAAAAUGGAAGGUGUGGAGUUUGAAGAUCACACUGCCCUCAACUUGAGUGUAAGAUGUGGAAUCAUUCCUCGUGCUUCUGGCGAUUCUUUUGAUUUCUCCUACUCACUGGGGUCAAUAAAUGAUUAUCCAGACAGCGGAACUAUAUCAUUCCAUGUGCGACCCAGGUUCACCCCUAUUCCUGGUACCACAGUGCUCUAUGGAACCCCAAAUCCCAUUUUUGGCCAUGAGAUAUCAAUUUCAUUUGCACCACCCCAAUUCUGGUAUUUAUCUUCCCCAGCUGAGGCCUCCCAGACUGGUGCUUUUGCAACAGCACUUGUGACCACAAAGGACUAUAUCUUGAGUGGUGGAAGGCAAGGCUCCCCUGUGCAUCUCACAAAAGAGGUCCAAGUUUACACAAGCAAGUCCAAUAUCACCUUGGAACCCAUCAACAUAACAUUCAAUAUAUGGCCAAUUGGAUGUGCAAUGUACACACAAAAUCUAACCACAUUGGUCACUGGUGCAACCUACACCUUUGGAUCCCAUCUCAACUUCACUAUGCCCCCACAACCAGUCUUUGAGCCUCUCAAGAUUAGAGACCCAACUCAGCUUGUAUUCUGCCUUAUGGUGUCUUGGUUAUGA
This is a messenger RNA of Cantharellus anzutake, 984 nucleotides long. RefSeq lists its product as uncharacterized. The record is from RefSeq and is a predicted model, not a curated record. The transcript has 7 exons. The coding region runs from base 1 to 984 and encodes 327 amino acids. Lineage: Eukaryota; Fungi; Basidiomycota; Agaricomycetes; Cantharellales; Hydnaceae.